AUGUCUGAACAUAAAAAACGAUCCGAAGCUGCAAUUGCAGCGUCUAACCAUUGGGCAAACAAAAGGGUAAAGACACUUGAAGAUCAGAAAGCUUCGGAAAGUAUACCAUUGUUACCUGUAAACCCAGAUGCUGGAACUGACAAGCAAAAUCCGAUUUUGAUUGAGGAUAUCAAAUCUACCGUGGAUCAUCGAGUCCCAGAAACAUGUAGGUCAUCCCCAAUUCGGCUCCUUUAUAACCCCAGUUAUAAUGAUAGCGAAUCAGUUGCUGCUAAUAAAGAUACCUUAAUGAUAGAGGAGCUCAUUGGGUCAAAGGAUUUGAAGGAAACAUUCCAAUUCAACUUUAGCAUCGAUCUUCCCUUUUUUUUGACUUAUUUGCAUCCAGACUUUUCGAAAGAGAAGAAAAAGAUAACAUUCAUCAGCGGUAGUAAAGUUUUAUUACCAGAAUUACCUGAUGCAGAGUUCGUAAGAGAACAUUUUAAUGUGCAUGAAGUAAUUGCAAAUGUGCCUAAUAAGUUCGGGACUCAUCAUACUAAAAUGAUGAUAAACUUCUUCGAAGACGAUACUGUAGAAAUCGUUAUCAUGACAGCUAAUCUAACCAAACUAGACUUUGUAGGAUUGACUCAAAUGUGCUGGAGGUCUGGGAGGUUGAAAAAGGAUUCGGAUCCUUCUGAAGAGAAUACAAAAUUUAAAAGAGAUUUAUGCGCAUAUAUCAAGCGUUAUGGUGAUGAUGCUCUUGAUAAUUUAUCUGAGAUUGUAAAUAAAUACGUAUUUUGUGGCAUAGAUGUCGAACUAGUGGCUUCAACCCCAGGAUCUUAUGACAUCUCCGAUCUCAAAGAUGACGAUGAAAUCUACGGCUACGGAAAACUAUAUCAAAUUUUAAGAAGAAAUGGGUUAUUGCUUGACAAUCAGGAGUCUAAGCUACAUUAUAAUGUCCUAGCUCAAAUAUCAUCGAUUUCGUAUCCCUUUGCUACAAAAGGAAAAGAUACCGCAUCAAUAUUCUCUCAUCUAAUUUGCCCGUUGAUUUUCUCUGGAAACCAACCCGGACCUUCUUUCUUAGCACCUGGAUCUAGAUCAUUUCAGAGGCAUCAAAAACUGAACAAUUAUUAUCCACACAUAGUAUUCCCAUCCGUGCCUGAUGUGGCAGAGAACAACGUUGGAUUCGGAGCAGGUCAGGCUGUUCAUUUUAACUAUUUUAGUUCACAAACUCACAGAAACCAAUAUGAGCAGAACAUAAAACCCUAUUUAAGACGAUGGAAUUCUAGUAGAAAUCUAUCGAUUACAGGGCGUGAAAAAGUGGUUCCACAUGUAAAGUUAUAUAUGUGUGACAAUGCUGAUAAUUGGGGUUCUUUAAAGUGGGUAAUGAUGUGCAGUCAUAAUUUGUCAAAACAAGCAUGGGGAUCUCAUAAAGGAUCCAAAUUCACGACUACUGAUGCCAGAAAAUAUGAAGUUGCAAGCUAUGAGUUAGGAGUUCUUGUCCCAGAACGAACUGUGAAAUUGAUUCCAUGUUAUUCUUCUGAUCAUACUACGACAGCUGACAGGAUACCUAUAAGAUUACCAUUCAAAUUGCCACCUGUUCCGUAUCUGUCAUCAGACAAACCAUGGAGCCCACUCCAAGAUUUUGGGCACAUAAAAGAUAGAUAUGGGCAGGAAUAUCAUGGAAUUAACUCAUAA
Messenger RNA from Priceomyces carsonii, 1671 nucleotides. RefSeq lists its product as uncharacterized. The transcript has a single exon. Gene Ontology annotation, cellular component: nucleus. The record is from RefSeq and is a predicted model, not a curated record. Gene Ontology annotation, biological process: DNA repair. Bases 1 to 1671 code for a protein of 556 amino acids. Gene Ontology annotation, molecular function: single-stranded DNA binding; 3'-tyrosyl-DNA phosphodiesterase activity; double-stranded DNA binding. Lineage: Eukaryota; Fungi; Ascomycota; Pichiomycetes; Serinales; Debaryomycetaceae.